AUGCAAGCACCAGUGACUUGCCAGGUUUUAUCACUCUCAGAGGAAGGGCGAGGUGUGGCUUCCAUCGCGAACAUGCUGACCAUAACCAGGAUUCACAACAGUGUCUCUGCAGCAGCUGCGAUGAGAAGAGUCCACCAGUUGGCGCGUGACUACGCCACUCGCCGAACUGCUUUUGGAAAGCUUCUUAAAGACCACCCACUGCACAUGCAGACUCUCGCAAGGAUGGAGGUGGAGACUCGUGGAGCUUUUCUUCUGGUGAUGGAACUGUGUCGCCUGUUGGGUCGAGAAGAGAGCGGCCUGGCCAGCCAGCUGGAUGCACACCUCCUCCGUCUGCUCACCCCCGUGGUCAAACUGUACACCGGGAAGCAGGCAGUAGCUGUUGUAUCAGAGGGUUUAGAAAGCUUCGGCGGGCAGGGCUACAUCGAGGAUACUGGGCUUCCUGGAAUGCUUCGUGAUGCACAGGUGUUGAGUAUAUGGGAAGGGACAACAAACGUUCUAUCUUUGGACGUUCUGCGCUGUGUGGCUCGUAGCUCAGGAAUGGUUCUGCACGCAUACUUUACCCACGUCAAGUCGCUGCUUGCAGGUGCCUCUAGUGUUUCUUCUCUAGCCCCAGCUGUGAAAUCAGUCGAUGGCGCUCUGUCCGAACUGGAGGAGUUUAUUCAGGUCGCUGCUUCUAGAGGAUCAAACUACCUGGAACUAGCAGCUAGAGACCUGGCAUACACCCUGGCUCGCAUCUACGCAGGCGCCCUUCUCAUAGACCAUGCAUGUUGGAAAGAAGCCUCUCCACAUGACAUAUAUGCUGCUCUCAGGUGGUGUGAACAGGACUUGUGUCUCGUGGUAAAUAAACAAAAGAGCGGCUGCUAUGAAUCCAGCACGGCACCGCUCGACACUGGGCUGGUUUAUGAAUAGCUGAUUUAAAACUGAGUGAUCACUGAAUACCGAUCAAUUCAUGGCUUGAUCUUUAAAUGUUAGUGCUCGAAUGUACUAUAGUGACACACACCAUCUCUAAAUUUCUCUUUAUUUUGUUUGUGUUGAUUUCUGAGAAUAUGUUAUUAUUCAAAAGAAGUAGUCAGUACUAAAUAACAGGAAUGAUCUUUUGAUCGAUUUGCACUUUUGACUGCAAUAUCCAUCCAUCCAUUAUCUUUACCCGCUUAUUCCAUUUUGGAU
Molecule: messenger RNA, 1167 nt
Organism: Nematolebias whitei (Rio pearlfish)
Lineage: Eukaryota; Metazoa; Chordata; Actinopteri; Cyprinodontiformes; Rivulidae
Product: acyl-CoA dehydrogenase family member 11-like
Exons: 9
Coding region: 1-909 (302 amino acids)
Molecular function (GO): oxidoreductase activity, acting on the CH-CH group of donors
Source: RefSeq, a predicted model, not a curated record